CGCCCCUCGGGCGCUUGGUAGCGGGCAACUGAGGGGAGACCAGGUUGAGGCCACUGCCGGUGGCGGCGCGUCUUGUCUCCGUGUGCUCCCGGCGGCCGGUGCUCGCGCCCUUCUCCUCAGAAGCCAUGGAAAGUGCGGCGGCGGCGGCGGUGGCGGAGUUCAACAUUCUCCUGGCUACCGACUCCUACAAGGUGACACAUUAUAAGCAAUAUCCACCCAACACAAGCAAAGUUUAUUCCUACUUUGAGUGUCGUGAAAAGAAGACCGAGAACUCCAAAUUAAGGAAGAUGAAAUAUGAAGAAACUGUUUUUUAUGGGUUGCAGUAUAUUCUUCAUAAGUAUUUGAAAGGCAAAGUGGUAACCAAAGAAAAAAUUCAGGAAGCCAAAGAGGUAUACAAGGAACACUUUCAAGACGAUGUCUUCAAUGAAAAGGGGUGGAACUACGUUCUUGAGAAGUAUGAAGGGCAUCUUCCAAUAGAAGUAAAGGCUGUCCCUGAGGGCUCUGUCAUUCCCAGAGGAAAUGUACUCUUUACUGUUGAAAACACUGAUCCAGACUGUUACUGGCUCACAAACUGGAUUGAGACUAUUCUUGUUCAGUCAUGGUAUCCAAUCACUGUUGCCACAAACUCCAGAGAACAAAAGAAGAUCUUGGCAAAAUACUUGCUAGAAACCUCUGGCACUUUGGAAGGACUUGAGUACAAAUUGCAUGACUUUGGCUACCGCGGGGUUUCUUCACAAGAGACAGCAGGGAUAGGAGCCUCUGCACAUUUGGUGAACUUUAAAGGAACUGAUACAGUAGCAGGAAUUGGUUUAAUUAAGAAAUAUUAUGGAACGAAAGACCCCGUGCCAGGCCAUUCUGUUCCAGCUGCUGAACACAGUACCAUAACAGCUUGGGGAAAAGACCAUGAAAAAGAUGCUUUUGAACACAUUGUAACCCAGUUUUCUUCAGUGCCUGUAUCUGUGGUCAGUGACAGUUAUGACAUUUAUAAUGCUUGUGAACAAAUAUGGGGUGAAGAUUUAAGGCAUUUAAUUGAAUCAAGAAGCGCAGAGGCACCGCUGAUUAUUAGGCCAGAUUCGGGAAAUCCACUUGACACUGUGUUGAAGGUUUUAGAAAUUCUUGGAAAGAAGUUCCCUGUUACAGAGAAUGAAAAGGGUUAUAAAGUAUUGCCUCCAUAUCUCAGAAUUAUUCAAGGAGAUGGGGUGGAUAUCAACACAUUGCAAGAGAUUGUAGAGGGAAUGAAACAGAAGAGAUGGAGUAUUGAGAAUAUAACGUUUGGUUCUGGUGGAGCUUUAUUGCAGAAAUUAACCAGAGAUCUGCUGAAUUGUUCCUUCAAGUGCAGUUAUGUGGUGACCAACGGUCUUGGGGUAAAUGUCUUUAAAGAUCCUGUAGCUGAUCCCAACAAAAGAUCAAAGAAAGGCAGGUUGUCUUUACACAGGACACCAAAUGGAGACUUUGUUACCCUAGAAGAAGGCAAGGAAGAUCUUAAAUAUGGGCAGGAUCUUCUUCACACAGUGUUUAAGAAUGGAGUAGUAAUGAAAUCUUACUCAUUUGACGAAGUAAGGGAAAAUGCCAAGCUGAAGACAAGUGAACUGGAAGUGACACUUCACUAAAGUUUCAUUCCACAUUUGUAUGUGUGUAACCAUUAUGUACUACAUAGCUAAAGAUUUCUUGUACAGAUCUGUGUGUUUGUGUUUGCCACAUUGUAGCCAAAUUAUUUGUUGGUUUAUGGACAUCACUGCCCUAUUUUUUCUUGCCAAUCUUUAGAAAAGAUGGAAUUGGGAAAAGCCUUGCAGUGUAAACCAUGUUCAAUGUGCUUCUAAGGGCCUUUUGUCAGCAGUGAUUCAAUCUGGUAUUGAUCUCCUCACAAGUGACAGAGCUGAAACUUUUAUAUAUAAAUAUAUAUAUAGUAGGAUACCACAAAACAGAUUUGCAUAAAAGUAUCAUUGCUUUAUGUUUAUAUUUAACUUGUAUUUUUGUACAAACAAGAUUGUGUAAAAUAUAUUUAAAGUUUCAAUAAUUGCGUCUUACCAACUUUUCAUGAUUUUUAAGAGCACAGAAUUUCAAGGAAAUACUUGGGGUGGGGAAUCCAUUGCCUUUUUUUGUCCAUUGAUCAGCAAAUAAAACAUGGCCUUAAAGUUUUAUUGUGACAAUUGUACUAAUUGAACACUUAAUCAGGAUCCAUCACUCUCUUGGGAUCUCACAGAAGUACAAAUUCCGCUGUUCAUUAUAGUUAUAUCUAUGUCAAUCAACAACUAUGUUUCUGUUUUUAGUGGAAUGGUGAAGUGCUAUAAAUACAUAGACCUUGCUAGAUGGCAGGAAAUGUAAAUGGAAUGCCAAAUGUGGAAAGACUUUUUACUGCCACGGAGAUUGCUAAGAGCACCUCUUGUGUGUUAAUAGUAAGGCCAACAGUCCUGUGCAUAUUUUUCUGCAUGUAAGUCCCAUUCAGGUCAAUGGGAAUUACCUCCAAGCAAAUAUGCAUUCAAUUGAACCACAAAACUUCCAAGGGAUCUCCUCUUUUGCUACAGCCUGUGUCCAUGUAAAACACUAUUAUGGAAGUGAUGUAUUAAAGUAACUACAGUUUGGGGUUUAUUUUUCCACAUGUUGUGACAUCUCUAAAGCAAAUAUUGUACUGAAAAGUGCACUUUUUUUACUUUUUUGUAUUUUGGUCAUUGAGUUUUGUCACUGGAUGUUACAUUGUAUAGACAUCUUAACUAUUUUUUUUGGUUAAAAACAGUUUUAAUAAAACAUAUUAGCCAAAACCUUUAACAUUGAUAGCAUCCCUUAUAAGGGAAUACUAUGCAGAGGUUAACUAUUUUAAGAACAAAAGGGAAUGAAAGGUACUUCCUUUUUUCUUUUCUUUCUUUUUUUUGAGGUUGAACUUGUUUUAUGUUCUAACUAUGCUCUGAGUUGCUUAAGAAAGAACAAGAUGGUCAGUGAUGCAUCCUGACCAACUAUGUCAAGUUCUCAGGUAUGCAGCCAUGUUUCGGGACAGUUCCUAGAAAAGAAAUAUUUGCCCCCUUUUCUAGAAAAUAAUGGCCUUGGAUUAGGUUUGAGGUGUAAAGACUCUGGUCGCUGCUGAGAGGGGGCACGUGGCUUCAUCAAUUCUAUGGGAUAUGGUUUACAAAAAGUCUCAAAAAAUAUAGAAAACUAAAAAUAUUGGAAAAGCCAUAUUUUGACAUUCUUGCUAAGGAUCAUAUUUAACUAUCAAGUUACAUAGUUAAACAACUUUUACCCAGCCUUGAUAAUUGAUUUUGCUUAAUAAGUUUCCUGCUAUUACAGUAUCUGGUUAUACAUAGAAGAGAUGCAUUAAUUAAAAAACAUGGUUUGGUUAAUUCUAUACACCUUGGCAUUCAUGUUCAAAAGCAGCCUGCCCUGCCCUAAUUGACUGCAUUUACUCUUUCAGAGAACAGGUUCAAGGUCAGCAAAGGUUUUCACUCCACCGCACAAUGGAUUAGACCCCCUUUAAAAAAGAUGUGCUGAUUCCGCUUCCUGCAGCAGCCCUACAACUGCCCCUUUGUGCUGCUCUUGGGGUCCUCUGUUCCUAAGGGGGGCAUUUUGGGCUGCUGUGUGAGGUGAGAGAUGGAACAGUUUUGGAUAGAAUCCAAUCCAAUGCAUUGGGGAACAGAUUGUUUGAUAGAUGGUAUCCAAAACUGGUAAACCUCCCACAUAAUAUUUUUGUAUUUGAAAGCUGUAGAAAGACACUGUUAUAUACUCUUUAUCCCCUGAGUGAAUGUUUAAUUUAUGAAUCGUUUUGUACUUAGACGCUCUGAGUUUCCUCAGCUUAGAUUUGUUAAAUUAAAAAAAACCCUUCAAUUCAAGUCACCUGGUGCUAAUGAGUACCUAGCUCUUACCACUAAGGUAUUUAGUGUCAGACAGUUGACAUCUCAAUCAGUUUCACACUGGAUAGGAUUUUCUACAGAACCUGAAACUUAAACAUUCAGAUUCUUCCAUACAGAAGUAAACAGCAUGCUUGGUUUUGUGAGAAACAAUUAUAGGAACUGGUACUUUUAAGCUCCUAAUACAGAACAGUUAAAUACCUUGAUUUGAAAAUGGCCACUGGAAAUCUACUGUUGACGCUAAACACUUAUUUGUAACAUGUAUUUAACAAAUGAUGGCUAUUUUUUCCUCAGAGGAACGGUUGUAAAAUUGAUAUAAAAUCUUUUUAUAGCAAAGAUUGCCUUGGAAGAUUUAUGAUGUAUUUAUUGUUUGCCAAAAUUGAAACUUUAAACAGACUUUUCCUCUAGUUUUACAUUCCUUAAUCUACCUAGCAGAGUAAGUAUUCACCUAUGUUAAGUAGUUAUAAUGUACCUGGCAUCAAAGGUCAAUGUAAUGAACAUGGAAAUAAAGUUUUAGUUCUAGUAGUGAAA
Molecule: messenger RNA, 4367 nt
Organism: Sphaerodactylus townsendi
Lineage: Eukaryota; Metazoa; Chordata; Lepidosauria; Squamata; Sphaerodactylidae
Gene: NAMPT
Product: nicotinamide phosphoribosyltransferase
Exons: 11
Coding region: 126-1610 (494 amino acids)
Biological process (GO): NAD+ biosynthetic process
Molecular function (GO): nicotinamide phosphoribosyltransferase activity
Source: RefSeq, a predicted model, not a curated record